Messenger RNA from Rubroshorea leprosula, 1554 nucleotides. NCBI's taxonomy places the organism in Eukaryota, Viridiplantae, Streptophyta, Magnoliopsida, Malvales, Dipterocarpaceae. The record is from the annotation of a GenBank genome assembly.
UGUAAUCAUACAGAGAAAUAGGUGUACACCAAAAGUAAACAUGCAGGAGGUAUGGGCUUCAAGGAUCUCCACUGUUUUAACCUUGCAAUGCUAGCCCGCCUAGCUUGGAGAAUAAUACAAAAUCCAAAUGCCUUAUGGGUCCGUGUCUUAAAAGGUUUAUAUUUCUCAAACUCCUCAUUUUUGAAUGCUAGAAAAGGAAGCCAUCUUUCUUGGGCGUGGUCAACCAUUUUGAAAGGAAGGGAGAUCGUCCAACUAGGGAUGCGAUUGAACGUCGGGAAUGGUCAAAAUAUUCUGAUCUACCAAGACAAUUGGGCCCCCACCCUAGCUGGUUUCAAGGUGACUUCUUCCCUCGGUUUACAUUGUUUGUACUCUCAUGUUUGUGAAUUACUUGAUAAUAGAGGAGAAAGGGAUGUUAUGAAGUUGAAUGCAUGUUUCAGUAGGGAAAUAAGUAGGGAAAUUCUUAAAAUUCCUACCGGAGAUUGCUCUGACUCUAUUGCAUGGCAUAAUGAUAAAUACGGUAGAUUUUCUGUUAAAAGUGCCUACCUGCUAGCAUAUAAUGCUGUUCAUGAACCUGGUAUAAAUGAUCCCAACAGGAAUCUCACAAACGCUGAGUGGAAACACUUGUGGAAACUGAAGGUACCUCCCAAAAGUUCGAGCGUUUUUAUGGAGAGCCAUAAUAAACUCAUUGCCUUCCUUGGACAAUCAGGCAAAAAGGGGGAUUUCAUAGGAGCCUUGGGUUUAGACCCUCGGCAGCUAGGGGCGAAAUGCUUUAUUGAAUGGUGGAGGUAUAUCAAUGAGGUUGCUAAACAAAAGGGCAUCCCUUCUUUGGUGGAACAAUGUGCAAUUAUCUGUUGGCACUUAUGGAAGGCAAGAAAUGAAAAAUAUUUUGAUCAUGUAGAGUUGAAUCCUCACCAUAUCCUUGCUCGUAUCUCUCUUAUGAUUCAAGAAUACUCUGCCUACACAAAUAAGGACUUACUCACCCCCCCAUCCAGAGUACGCGCAACUGGGAAGCAACAGCCAUCCGCUUGGAGUAAACCCCCACUGGGAUUCAUAAAAGUAAAUGUGGAUGCUUCCUUCUCACCUAAAUCGGGGUCUGCAGUGCUUGCUAUGGUAGGACGCAAUUGUCAAGGUGAAUUUUGCUUUGGCAAAUCCGGGUUCUAUAUGGCUCUUUCCCCACUUAUGGUAGAGGCUGCUACUUUGCACAAAGCUACUCAAUUCGUGGAAGACAAGGGUGUUCAAAACGUCAUAUUUGAAACUGAUAACCAAGAGCUAAUUGCCUGCCUCUUGCAACCCGAUAAACCCUCUCCAUGGGAAGUAAAGACGCUUAUUUUAUCCAUAAAAAGGGUCUCUAGAAGCCACCCUAAUUUUAUGUUCUCUUUUGUAUCAAGAGAGGGUAAUAGAGUGGCUGAUUGGGUAGCUUGGCAAUCACUUAAAGGGCAAUGUCCUGUUUUUUGGGAAAAUAUACCUCCUAAUGAACUACUUCCGCUACUAUAUCAGGAUGGUCUAUGUAAUUAAUGUAAAUAUACUUGAAUAUAAUAUAUAAAUUUCUUUUUU